AGAGGGAAUUGAAGAACUGUUUCUUCUAGAACUUUCCUAUUUACUCUUUAUUGGGUUUCUCUAUAAAUACAUUCCCAAGCUUUUCUCCAUUGACGACACAAAAAUCUAUUCAACUGCUCUGAUUUUUAAUUUCUGACUACAGCGAAACCCUAUAGCUAAAAGAAUCAAACUCAAUGGCGAUUAUCUCUGAGAUGGAGGAGGUGAGACCCUCGAUGGUGCCGUUUAGUGCAAGCUUUGAUCCUUCAAACCCAUUAGGGUUUUUGGAGAAAGCUCUCGACUUUAUUGGGAAAGAGAGUAAUUUUCUGAAGAAAGACACGGCUGAGAAGGAGGUCGCUACUGCUGUUAGGGAUGCGAAGGAGAGGUUGAGAGAAGCGGAGAAGAAGAAGUUGGAGAAGGAGAGUGUGAAGCCCACCGUGCCCGUGGAGGUUGAGAAGCCAAAGAAGGAGAGCUUGAAGCCAACGGAGCCUAUGGAGGUCGAGAAGGUGGCCAAGAAGGAAAGCUUGACACUUUCGGAGCACAUGGAGGUGGAGAAGCCGAAGGAGGAGAAAAAAGAAUCGGGUCCCAUUGUUCCUAACAAAGGCAAUGGGCUUGAUUUUGAGAAUUACACAUGGGGACAGAGUCUCCAAGAGGUCACGAUUAACAUUCCAGUACCACUAGGCACCAAAGCACGGUCUGUGACCUGUGAAAUCAAGAAGAACCGUCUCAAAGUUGGCCUCAAAGGGCAAGAUCCGAUCAUUGAUGGAGAAUUCUUCCAUACUGUCAAGCCUGACGACUGCUUCUGGAAUAUUGAGGAUCAAAAGAUGAUAUCAGUGCUCUUGACAAAGCAAGACCAGAUGGAGUGGUGGAAAUAUUGUGUGAAAGGAGAACCUGAGAUAGACACUCAGAAAGUUGAACCAGAGAGCAGCAAAUUGGGUGAUCUUGACCCUGAAACUCGUGCAUCUGUUGAGAAGAUGAUGUUUGAUCAAAGGCAAAAGCAGAUGGGACUCCCAACGAGUGAUGAGAUAGAGAAGAAAGAUAUGCUCAAGAAGUUCAUGGCUCAGAAUCCUGGGAUGGACUUCUCUAAUGCAAAGUUUCACUGAUGUUGAUUUAACUCUUUCUUUUUCUUAAGCCAGCUUCGUAUUCAAACUAAAUCACAUCUUAUUAUGGCUUUAAGAAGAAAUCUGCCCUUAUUGCUUAUUUUGAAGACAGUUGUUGAUUCGUUAAAUAUAUAUUUAAGGCUUCUUCUGGUUUUUGCUUAA
Molecule: messenger RNA, 1238 nt
Organism: Capsella rubella
Lineage: Eukaryota; Viridiplantae; Streptophyta; Magnoliopsida; Brassicales; Brassicaceae
Product: protein BOBBER 2
Exons: 3
Coding region: 174-1079 (301 amino acids)
Biological process (GO): protein folding
Cellular component (GO): cytoplasm
Source: RefSeq, a predicted model, not a curated record